This is a messenger RNA of Abrus precatorius (Indian licorice), 1032 nucleotides long. RefSeq lists its product as uncharacterized. The transcript has a single exon. Lineage: Eukaryota; Viridiplantae; Streptophyta; Magnoliopsida; Fabales; Fabaceae. Bases 1 to 1032 code for a protein of 343 amino acids. The record is from RefSeq and is a predicted model, not a curated record.
AUGGACCAGGGGUCCAAUUCAAAAAAUACAGAUAGGAGAGAAACUUUCAAGUCUAGGCAAGAAAAUAAGGAGAGAAGAAAUGAACCUGAAAGGCUGCCCAGGGGACCCAAAUAUCCUUCCUACACUAUGCUCAACACUAAUCGGUCUAGAGUACUAGAUCAAGGAUUGGCUACAGAAAUACUGAGAAUGCCUAGACGCGCCAACACCUCUCCUCGGGUAGAUAAAAGCAAGGCUUGCCGAUACCAUCAGAACAAGGGUCAUACCACUGAAGAGUACACCGCGCUGAAAGAUAAAAUCGAGGAAUUAAUAAAGGAAGGACAUUUAAAAGAUUUUGUGCAGACAAAUCCCGUCGGUCAAUCCAAUAGAGGAAGAUACCGUUACCCUGAGCCAUCAAGGAGAUACGAUGACAAGAGACCUGAACGACAGAGGAAUAGGUCCAGGGAACUCCCAACUGAACGGUACCAUGAGCGUGAGAGGUACCCUAAAAGGGUCAUUAAUACCAUAGCUGGAGGGUUUACCGGUGGCGGACCUACCCAUUUGGCCAGAAAAAGAUAUUUGAGGCAAGUCAGAUCAGUCAACAAUAUCACACUCGGUAGCAGGAUUCGGAUUCCCCCUAUUACGUUUACUGAUGAAGACUUCCAAGGAGUGGAUCCUAUACAAGACGACCCCACGGUGAUAAGUGUAGACAUUCUCAACUGCACUGUCCGAAAAGCACUCAUCAAUCAGGGAAGUUCUGCUGACAUCCUCUACUGGAAUACUUUUAAACAACUGGGAAUACCAGAAGAGGAACUCAAAGAAUAUUGUGAACCCCUAGUUGGUCUCUCAGGGGAACGGGUGGAGACUCGGGGGUGUAUUGAUCUUUACACCUCAUUUGGAUUAAAGCAUGAAGGAAAAUGCAUCAAGGUCACAUACUUGGUAGUUCACGCGAACACCUCGUACAACAUAUUACUCGGCAGACCAUCCCUUAACAAACUUAAAGCUAUAGUAUCUACUCCACAUUUGGCUAUGAAAUUUCCAUCAGAAAGGGGAUGA